AAUAUAAUUGUUCUUUUCCUCUCUAAAAGUUCUAUUGAAAAACAUUUUAUAUGCGCUGAGUGGUAUGGAAGACAUGUCACUGACUAAAGUUACAGAUAAUGUAAUCCCAGCUGCAUUUCUGUCACAAGAGCAACCAACAAAUUUGGUGUAUUUAGCAGAGGAUUAUAACUGGGCAGUCUCAGUGUUUGAUACAUCAAGGAUAUUGACUUUUGUUGUUUCCUUAACCCUCAUCAUUUAUGGAAGUCUAAGAGCUAUAAAAAUCGAAGAAUGUAAUGAAGAAAACGAUGAGAACGAGAAAGACGACUCCAAAACAACUAACAUUUCAUGGCAGAACCUGCAUACGAUUGAAGCAACACAAGCAGUUGCACUCCCCCUGUGUGCUUCUAUUAUGCUCUUAGUGAUGUUCUUCUUUUUUGACUCGCUGCAGUUGUUGUUUACUUUGAUAAUGACAGUAUUAGCAACCGUUGCGUCUGCAUUUCUCCUGCUUCCAAUCUGUCAAUAUGCCACGUCGCUCUGUUUCAACAACACAAACAAAAUUUCUCUGGGAUGUUGUGGUCGUUUCACACCUGCUGAGAUUACAGCAUUACUUACUUCAUCAGUUGUUGUAAUGAUGUGGGUAUUUACUGGUCACUGGCUGCUCAUGGAUGUAUUGUCAAUGGCACUCUGUGUAGCCAUGAUAGCAAUUGUUCGUCUUCCGAGUUUGAAAGUAUCAGUCCUGCUCUUGUUUGGAUUGCUCGUGUACGAUGUGUUUUGGGUAUUUUUAUCCGAGUACAUAUUUAAGGUUAAUGUCAUGGUAACAGUAGCAACCCAACCAGCGUAUAAUCCUCUGCAUUAUCUGACAAAUAGAUUACACGUAAGAGAAUCUAUGCAAGCUCCUCUUAAGAUCUCACUACCUGCUAAACUUAUUUUCCCCAGAAAAAAUGGCCACUUUUCUAUGCUGGGACUUGGAGAUGUGGUCAUGCCGGGAUUACUUUUAUGUUUUGUUCUGCGUUUCGACAAAAAUAAAGAGAUGUCAGCGAGCACUCCUGCAACCAUCACAUAUUUUCGCUGUUCAUUAAUCGGAUAUUUCGUAGGUUUGUUGACAGCCACUGUAGUUUCAGAAGCUUCAAAGUCAGCACAACCUGCUCUUCUUUACUUAGUGCCGUUUACACUAUUACCCAUAGUAAUAAGAGCUUAUAUGCAGGGCGAUCUUCGGAAAAUGUGGACAAGCCCUUUCGUGAAUGUCACAUCAAAAUGUUUGGACGUGUAGCUGCUUCAGAAGAAAAGAAAAGUAAUUUGGAAUGGAUAAUGGUUGUUUUGCUGAUGUAAGCCAUUUUUAUUUUCCUUCAGCAGUAAAAGCAAGACUAUGACCCUAAUUCGAAAUUGGUGGCAGGAAUGUAGUGAUCUAUUUGCCGAUGGUUUGAAUGGACUUGAAAGCAUGUCUAUUUGGGUGCAAAUCACACCUGGAAGUUUUAAAUUUUUAUUGUUUUGCCAUCGUUAGACGGUGUGGCAUAGCUGAUUUUAUAUUUUAGCUGGAAAAAAAUUUGACGAAAAUAUAUUUUAGCGUUUAUUAAUGAAUUUUUUUCUUGAAAAUAUAGCUUAGGUAAAAAAUAUUUUCUUUGAAGAAUUGAUGGUACCUUAAUAAGAUCAACUUUUCGCGAUUUUGGCGAUUUAAUUGAGGUUAGUUACUACACAAAUAAAUGUUUUAAAUGAUUUACAAAAAAAUUCGCUUUUCGGAAAAGUUGUAAAAUCCGUAAAAUUUAGCAGUUCUUGUUAACAUUCGUCUUAUUUACAAAAAUAUUUCUCCAUAAAAAAUUUACAUGGUACUUUUAAGCGAUUCUUCUGGAUUGGGUACUUCCAGGUAUUGUUUUCAGAAACAUACAAUUUAGAAAAAAUUUUAAUUUCUCUAUUGAAUUCUUUAUAAUAAAUAAUUUGUUACAUGAUAAACGUGUUUUCCGAAGAAUAGUUGACCUUUUUUCUUCAUGUUUAUCAUUCUGUUAAAAGCUGUUAUAAAUAUUUAUAUGUUGUUUAUAUUAAACAUUUUUUUACUUGUUUUGAAGUUUAAGUUUUCUAGCUGUUAUUUUCUAUGAUUUUAAUUUAUAUAUAUUUUUUAUUUUGUCCUGCCUAACCUGCCUAUCAAGCUGUAUCAGAAAACGUUGAACGUCUAGCGGACCGUAAUGAAGCCUUUAUUGAAGAAUUAGGGCUAAGUGAGGCAAUGUAUUGCUUCGUUUAUACCAGUUCCUUUGUUAGGUGAACAUAUUCCCAAUGCUACCAGCUUGAUGCUUUUAGUUUUUUAUCUUUGGCACCCAUGAAGGAGUUUUCUUCUUUAAACACUCCAUCUCAGAUGCUAGGUUUUUAGUCGUAUUUAUGUUGACAUAAACAAAAAAUUUAUUGGUUGUGUAUAUAUGUAGAUGAUUAUGUAGAUAAAUAUCAAUUUGUCAUCGA
Hydractinia symbiolongicarpus is the source of this 2424-nucleotide messenger RNA. RefSeq names its product signal peptide peptidase-like 3. Bases 65 to 1249 code for a protein of 394 amino acids. Lineage: Eukaryota; Metazoa; Cnidaria; Hydrozoa; Anthoathecata; Hydractiniidae. Gene Ontology annotation, cellular component: lumenal side of endoplasmic reticulum membrane; cytoplasmic side of endoplasmic reticulum membrane; Golgi-associated vesicle membrane. Gene Ontology annotation, molecular function: aspartic endopeptidase activity, intramembrane cleaving. The record is from RefSeq and is a predicted model, not a curated record. The transcript is spliced from 13 exons. Gene Ontology annotation, biological process: membrane protein proteolysis.